Molecule: messenger RNA, 807 nt
Organism: Pelmatolapia mariae (spotted tilapia)
Lineage: Eukaryota; Metazoa; Chordata; Actinopteri; Cichliformes; Cichlidae
Product: GTPase IMAP family member 4-like
Exons: 1
Coding region: 1-807 (268 amino acids)
Molecular function (GO): GTP binding
Source: RefSeq, a predicted model, not a curated record
AUGGUGCUGGUCGGGAGAACCGGAGUUGGGAAGAGCGCAUCAGGAAACACCAUCUUAGGGAGAAAAGCCUUCGAGUCCACAUCCUGUUUCUCUUCAGUGACGUCACAGUGUCAGAAGGAAACGGGAGAGUUUGGGGGUCAGACUCUGGCUGUGGUCGAUACUCCAGGUCUGUUUGACACCAAAAUGCCUGAAGAGCAGGUGAAGAGAGAGAUUGCUAGAUGCAUCUCCUUCGCUUCUCCUGGUCCUCACGUGUUCCUGGUUGUGAUCCAGGUGGGCAGGUUCACCAAAGAAGAACAAGAAACAGUGAAGAUCCUCCAGGAGAUGUUUGGAGACAAAGCAGCAGCUUUCACCAUGGCCUUGUUAACCCACGGAGACAACCUGGAUGCAGAUGGAGUCGACUUGGAGAUGCUAAUUACCGGAAACGAAGCCCUGCACCGCUUCGUCCGUCAGUGUCAUGGAGGAUAUCAUGUUUUUAACAACAGAAAAGAGGAUCCCUCUCAGGUCACAGAGCUGCUGAAGAAGGUCAACACCAUGGUCCAGAGAAACCGAGGACGCUGCUACAUCAAUGAGAUGUUCAUAGUGGUCGAGAGAGCCAUCAGAGAGGAGAAGGCGACUCUUCUGAGAGAUUAUCCAGGCAUGGCAGAAGAAGAAGCGAGAAGACGAGCAGAGAGGAAGAACCAGUUCCUGAAGGGCGUUGGGAUAGGAGCGGGUGUUGGGAGCGUGCUGGGCCCUCUGGGAGCAGCAGUGGGAGCAGCAGUGGGAGCUACAGCUGUAGCCAUAAAACGUGGGGAGUGCGUCAUACUGUGA